CACUUCCGGUGCUGCUGCGUGUUACCUGCCGUCACCUUGACGCGGUGCUGACGGUCCAUCAGUCGGCAUGACAACGCGCUCCGGAGAGCAGACGGGGAGCGGCUGACGGGCGCGGGGAUGGCAGCACAAGAUGCCCAGUAACGCAACCAGCGGCGGGAACCGAGAGAACCCCAGCAGCGGGAGUUGCUCCGGGACCGGGUCCGGAAGCGGCUCCUUCCAUGUCCCGACCAUGGAGAGAGCGCGUCCGGUGACGGUGACCGUGUCCGCGGUGAGCCUCGCGCUCAGCGUGUUAUCCCUGCUGCUGCUGGUCACCGCCAUCUCCACCGACCACUGGUACGAGACCGACACCCGCAGACACAAGGACAACUGUGACCGCCACGGGUCCGACUCCAACGACCAGAAGAACCGGGAGAUGCCCAUCUACCACCUGCCGCUGGUGGACACCGGCAGCGGCGGAGCGCGGCAGCGGGACGUGGCGCUGAUGAAGCCCGUUCAUGUAGGCAGCAGAGAGGAGGAGCUGCUGGAGAACUGGCGGGCCAUCCUGGGGAUGGGCAUCCUGGAGACCGAGUGCGGCAGGCCGCUGUUCUCCACACACUCCGGCCUGUGGAGGAAGUGCUACUUCAAGAGCCUGGACCCGGACAUCGACAAGCUGAUCGACCGGGGUAUUGCAGAUCGCUGCACGGCUGUUAAGUAUCACUUCUCCCAGCCAAUCAGAUUGAGGAACAUCCCUCUGAACCUGACCAGGACCAUCCAACAGGACGAGUGGCACCUGCUGCACCUGCGGCGCAUCACGGCAGGCUUUCUGGGCAUGGCGGCGGCCGUCCUGCUGUGUGGGAGCAUCGUGGCGUCCGUAGGUUUCUUCUGGGAGGAGAGUCUGACGCAGCACGUCUCCGGGCUGCUCUUCCUCAUGGCAGGGAUUUUCUGCACCAUCUCCUUAUGUACGUAUGCGGCCAGUGUGACCUACGAUCUCUCCAGAAACCCUCCCUUCAUUUACGGUCUGCCGGCUGAUGUGGAUCAUGGUUAUGGCUGGUCUAUCUGCUGCGCCUGGGCCAGUCUGGGUCUGACCGUGGCUGCUGGCUGUCUCGGUACCACCUUCCCCUUCCUGAGGCGGGCUGGAGCUCUGCGCUCCAAAACUGCUCGCGAGUCCUCCGUCUGAGAAGACGGCUGUCAGUCAAACAGAGAAGCAGGAGGGGUUGAAACCUCGGACAACAUUUGGUGAACUGGUUCAUUGAACUGGGCUGUGCCAGGUUUGUGUGACCCGGGUCUUGGACAAACUGGAAGUGGGUCCAGCUGGAGCUGUUGGAGAUCAACACCUGUUUCCAAACUGUUUUCAAUGGAUCACACUUUCAAUCUCAUGCAAAGUGUUUGUAAGACAAAUGAGUGACCCAGCUGAGGGACUGCAUUGGUGUUUAUGAUGUGGACACAUGUCACAGCUGAGGUCUAAGACCGAGCAGCCAAGACUGAGACCAGCAGAAAAUUUCGACCACUUUCAUGGUUAUUUAGAUCUUAAAGGUGAGGGACAGGUGUACUGCAGUACCCUGUGACAUCAUUCGCUGUAGCCAGUAAGAACCUUUUUUCUGCUUCUGUUUUCAUUUAAUUUCCUCACUCCCUCUCUCUGAUUGGCCAGGCAGUAUAGAGUGUCACAACAUCACAGAUCAAUCAGUUCAGGACAAGAAGUGAAAGUGUGAAAUGAGACGCAGCUCAGUGAUGUUUACUUCCUGUUUCAGAGUCACCCUGUACUCGGAAUUCAGAUCAGGUCCAGGAUCAGGUCCAGAAUCAGUGUGGAUGUGGGCUUAGAUUCUGUUGAACAUCAGCUGAUUAGCUGAAGUUAACGUCACAUGCUGCCUUCACACCUUUACUCAUCUGUCAACCUGCAGCCAUGACGUUCGCCUCAGAUAUUAGAGCUCAGUCCUCAUCCAAAAUCUUGAAAACGAAUUCACACUGUGAGGACAAAACAUGACAGUAUUACGGUGGUUCUCACAGAGUACACUACACGGCCACAGCUGGUCCUGGCCCUCCACAACCCAGAUCUGGACCAAAACAGUGCAAUAAAAGAGACAGUGAUGACUGAGAGGACAAAGUCUUCAGACUCGACUGCUGCAGCUGAACCUGAUGAUCCAAACCUGCAUGGCCUAACAGAAGGUUUGUUCUGAUCUGAGUGCAGAAACAGCUUGAGAUAAGUUUGAUUCCAGUUUCAGGUCACCUGAUGACUUCAAUCAUCCAGUGAGCCUGAACUUUAUAAUAGUGAAUGAAAUAUCUAAACUAACUGUCACCAACAGCAAGAAAGUUAACUUAAAGUUCUUUAGACAGAGUCGCAUCUGUAGAGAAAAGGUCGUCCUUGUGGUGUUGUGUGUGUGAUCAUCCAGUCUGACGGACAGGUGAGGUGACCAGCGUCAAGUAUAAGCAGCUCAGAGGUGAGAACCAUCAAACUGGUCGUGGUUCUGCUGUGUCUCCUUUAGCUCUCCGUCUGUUAGCCCGUUGAUAAUGACAAGAUGUGUCAGGAUCUGUUGAAGGUUUGAAUGGCAGAGUUCACACACACACACACACACGUGUAUAUAAAAGUUUUGUGUCUUUACCUGAUGAGUUGAAGCCAUGUUAUUGAGUUGUUUGUUUCAGUGCUUUCAGCCAUCUGCCUGUGAGCUGAGCCACAGACUGCGACUCUGACCUGGACUGAACUGUUGAAACAUCUCGUAUGUCUGGAGAACCCAUGGAACAUUUAGAACAACUACAGUCCCUUUACUCACUGAACACUGGACCUGCUUCAGACUGACUGCCUUGUCUUCCUCUGACACACCGGAAGUCCAGGUUCAAACAUGUAACUGACUGAAUGCUGCUGCUUGGUGCUUUAUUAUUUGUUGAAUUUAGAAGUCAGAGUUCACAAAAAUUCCUUUGGUGGUCCUCAGCUCAGUGACAGAUACUGCAGCAGGCUGGAUGGAUGCCACAUCUUUAUCCUCUGAUAGGUUUCUGUCCUUGCUUAUCGUACAGUCUGAUGGGGGCGUUAACAUUCCUCCAUCAGAUAUUUCUGAUCGUCAGCAUCUAUCCAAGACCCCCAAGACCUCUCUCUGCCUCUGAAACAGUCUGAUACACCAUCAUACCCAUCUUAACUCCCCAGUCCCCCUAAUGUCCUCUUAAACCUCUCAAAUCCUCCUCCUUCUAAGAUUUUCUAGUGUCCCUCCAGUACCUUGUUAGACCCCAUCAUACCUCUCCUGUAAUCUUCAAUACCUUCUCCCUCCCCCAGUUCUCUCAGACCCUGCACAGCUGGACCAAGGCAACAGGAAUAGGACAUGAGCCGUACAGUAUCCUUAGCCUCCACGACCCUUCCAUUAUCAAAAUUUGAGGUUGGUAUCCACAAAAGUGCUUAAUUCUGUGUCAGAGAUGGAGUUUGAAUGCGGUGCAUUGGUUAAUUGGAACAACCAGAGUAGCUCUCCUGUUUUGCCAAAAAAAGCUUAGCAGUUUGUAUGUUGUCAUACUGGCAGUAAUGCAUUCUGCGGUAGGUUUUCAACAGCGUGACAGUUACAGUGUCUGCAGUGGAAACCCUGUCUGAUCGUGGGUUUAGGCACACAUGUCAUCUGCUGAGUAGCUUGAGGAUGGAAGGUCUGGGCAGAUAGAGGCUAACCUAUCAUUCUCCUUCUGCUUGUUCUGAAUUAUUAUGAUUAUUAAUUUUGUAACUAUUAAAUCCUCUUAUUUCCUCUGAAACCUCCCACUAGCCCUCUUUUACGCUUUUAAAUCCCUGAGACCCUUUUACACCCUUUGGUAUGAAAAGCUGCUGAUGCCCCAUCAUAACCUCCUCUAACCCCAGUCUGCCUUUACUACCCCAUCAUAUAAUCCCUGUACUUUUGAACACCCAUGGAAAACCUCCAACCCCCACCCCACUGAAACCUCCCAAUCCCCUCGAAAAUUUCAUGGUUCUCCUGAUGGUCUGAAAUCCUGUGCUGCCCUCUGCUGGACACUCAGCGUCUCUUCAGUUUUUCUGAUGUUCAGCUGUAAAUAAACAAUAUAAACACUGACUCUCUUCUUCUCUGCAGUGUUC
This is a messenger RNA of Scatophagus argus, 4030 nucleotides long. It is a transcript of the gene tmem178, whose product is annotated as transmembrane protein 178. Gene Ontology annotation, biological process: regulation of cytosolic calcium ion concentration; negative regulation of osteoclast differentiation. The coding region runs from base 131 to 1156 and encodes 341 amino acids. Lineage: Eukaryota; Metazoa; Chordata; Actinopteri; Scatophagidae. The transcript is spliced from 4 exons. Gene Ontology annotation, cellular component: endoplasmic reticulum membrane. The record is from RefSeq and is a predicted model, not a curated record.